AUCCUUAAGUCAGUUGUGGCUAUGAAUUCAUUUCCCCUUUCCCUCCAAUCUUCUCCUCAACCGCCGUUCUCGUUACCCUUAACACUCGAAUCCCGAUGGCGGCGGCGAUGGUGCUGGACGGCGGCGGAAAUGGUUUAAUCCUCGGCCGUUCGGGUUUCGGAACAUCCAGCUUCACCUAUGCGCUCUCUCUGCGGAGAUCGAGGUUGGGAAACGCCUUUGCUACUGUCUUUCACGGCAAUAAUCGAGAUGCGUUUCCGCCUAAACUCCACAUCGGAAAUGGAUCCUUGAGAUUCAAAUUCGCCUGCAGAGCUGCCGACUCGACUCAGUCGUCGUCCUCCUCCGUUGCCUCGACUACGGCUGAUAAGUCCACCGUCCCCGACACCGAAUUUUCGCUUGCCAAAAUUUCUUUCGGAAUUAUUGGAUUAAGUGUUGGCCUUACCCUUCUCUCUUAUGGUUUUGGGGCUUACUUCACUAUCCUCCCUGGAUCUGAAUGGUCAGCCAUAAUGCUGACAUAUGGCUUCCCUUUAGCAAUUAUCGGCAUGGCCCUCAAGUAUGCAGAACUUAAACCCGUUCCCUGCUUGACUUAUUCAGAUGCUCAACUCCUGAGAGAAAAAUGUGCAACUCCAAUUCUUAAGCAGGUCAGAAAUGAUGUUACAAGAUACAGGUAUGGAGAUGAGCAGCAUCUGGAUGAAGCACUAAAGCGCAUUUUCCAAUAUGGUCAGGGUGGAGGGAUUCCACGGAGGAGUGCUCCUGUUCUUCAAAUGAUUCGAGAAGAAGUGACUGAGGAUGGAAGAUACUGUUUGGUGUUGGUAUUCGACGCGAAGUUCCUGGAACUCUCCGAUUUUCAGCAACGACAGGCCAAAUUUGCUUCUUUCUUUGGACCAGGAAUCACAGCUGAAAUUGUGGAAGGAGGAAAACACGUAUACGAGGUGAAACUAAUUUCCAACACUACACUCUAGACAAGUAAGACAUACGCUUAAUAUAAAUUAAGUUUGUAUAUGCUUAAUUAAUUACAUCUUUUUUACUAUACAUUUCUCUGACCUCUUA
Andrographis paniculata is the source of this 1047-nucleotide messenger RNA. RefSeq lists its product as uncharacterized. Lineage: Eukaryota; Viridiplantae; Streptophyta; Magnoliopsida; Lamiales; Acanthaceae. The transcript is spliced from 9 exons. The record is from RefSeq and is a predicted model, not a curated record. The coding region runs from base 96 to 959 and encodes 287 amino acids.